Messenger RNA from Bufo bufo (common toad), 1636 nucleotides. Its product is annotated as ovalbumin-related protein Y-like. Lineage: Eukaryota; Metazoa; Chordata; Amphibia; Anura; Bufonidae. The record is from RefSeq and is a predicted model, not a curated record. The coding region runs from base 28 to 1152 and encodes 374 amino acids. The transcript is spliced from 7 exons. Gene Ontology annotation, molecular function: serine-type endopeptidase inhibitor activity. Gene Ontology annotation, biological process: negative regulation of endopeptidase activity.
CUAAUCUACUAGACAACAUAUAACGUCAUGUCCACCCUUGAUGCGGUUGUUGCUUCUAAUAACUAUUUUACUGCAGAGCUAGCGAAAAAAAUUAGCAGUGAUGAGAAUAUUGUGAUGUCCCCUCUUAGCAUGCUAACUGCUCUGGCACUGGUUUGUCUUGGAGUCAAGGGUAAAACUGAAGCACAAAUGAAGAAGGUUCUACACUUUGAAAGCUGCACAGAUAUACAUUCUGGGUUUAAACAACUGUUAUCAGCACUCACUGAGACUGAAGAAUAUAUACUUAACAUUGACAACACACUCUUUGUUGAAGAAACAUUUAACAUAUCUGAAACGUUCAUUAAUGUUUCUAAAGUAUGGUACAACUCAAACCCAGAAUUAGUUGACUUCAAAAAUCAUCCAAGAGGUUCCUGGGAGUAUAUAGUUAACUGGCUUAAAGGAAAGACUGAAGAUACCUUUCAAAACAUGUCUUUGGACUCCAUAACUAAUAAUACAAAGAUUGUAGUUGUUAACACAGCAUAUUUACUGGCAAACUGGACACAGAGUUUUCAUCAGCUUCACACACAAAAUGAAUCAUUUACUCUGAGCACUAAUGAAAUAGUAUAUACACAGUUGAUGAGCGUAGAGGGUUAUUUUAAUAUCCGAGAAAUAACAGAUGAAAUGUUAAGUAUCAUCGAGCUUCCAUAUGGAAAAAGUAAAAAUCUGCGCAUGUAUGUCAUAUUGCCAGGUACAUAUGAUGGUUUAAAAAAGAUUCAACAAAAUAUAUCAUAUGAGCAGCUUAAUGACUGGACCAACCCAGAGAAUAUGAACAGAACAUUCACAGAGGUUUACCUCCCUCACUUUAAGAUAGACAGUAGCUAUUCAAUGAAAGAUUUCCUGCAUCAUAUGGGAAUGACUGAUGUUUUUAUUGAUACCAGAUCAAAUCUGACUGAAAUAUCCCAAGAAAGUUUGUAUGUGUCAGACAUCAUUAAUCUAGUAACCAUGGAGGCAGAUGAAGAUGGGACUAAAGAAUCAACUGAUAUUGAUGAUCAUUUGGGAUUUUUGUCCUUAAAGCUUCCACAAAUGACCUUCAAAGCAGAUCAUCCAUUCAUCUUUAUUAUACGGGAUAUGCUGAGCAAAUGUUUUAUAUUUUAUGGAGCAUUUCAAAAGCCAUGAUUAAUGUUGAGCAAAUCGAAACAUCCGAAGCAGAAUUUGAUCCAAAUCAUUUUUUUUAUCAAAAGAAAAAAAAAUUGAUUUGCCCCAAAGCUGAAUUUUUUUGCGCUUCAUGGUAGCAAAUCAAUUUUUCCUAAAAUGGUAGCUGAAAAUAAAAAAAAAUUAUACUCACCUCAUCCACUUAAUCACGGGAAGGUCUUGAUUGAAGAAAACCCAACAAAGGACCUGCUGCGAGCUUGAAGAAGUCACCACAUGAUCACGCUGGCCGCAUGUGGCGUGACCUCAGCCAUGAUGAUGUCACUGUGUCCAGCCAACGUGAUCACGUGGUGACGUCAUCAUGUUAGCCAGAGGUUCUUUGGCGGGUUUUCUUCAAUCAAGAUGAAAGCUCACGGCCAUUUUACAAAUAAGUGGAUGAGGUGAGUAUAUAUUUUUUUAUUUUUAACCCUGGAUUAACUCCUUGAGCACCUAAAUGUUAGCCUCAGAUGCC